CGCCGACGCGGCUGGAUGCCAAUCGAUAGGUUCGCUUUGAGUCAAAAUUCGCGUCCGAGCUCCUCCCAGCCUGCCAGCCAGCCGUACCUACACUCUCUCUCUCUCUCCGCUUUUCGCAAGCUUACCUUGGUUACCUUGCAAGCUCCUCAUCCUCCUGUGUGGCUUUUGCUUGUGGCCUCACACCACUCUCUCUUCCUCCUGCUCUUCCUAAUCUUCCUCCUCUCCCUCCUUCUUCAACCUCAAGGUAAUCAUCGUCCCCCCGACCUUCGUUAUUCUGCUCCCUUGCCAUCCCCCGCGCCCAAUUGCUACUUUUUGUUCCAUCCGCCCCUUUGCCCUUGCGCCAUGGCCACCGUCAAGGAACAGGUGGGCGAGGUGCUCCUGGGCACCUCCGAAGAGCCUCAAUUGUCACAGGUCAUGCGCCAAACCUUCCUGAGGCACGCGCAAAGACCGGACAACGGCGAGCCCUAUCUCGAGGAAAACGAGUUCAUUGAAGCUGUCGCGCCAGAGAGCGAAGAUUAUCACAAGAUCAAGCGCUACCAAUACGGCAUUCUCUUUGCCGUCGCCGACCGCGACAACAAAGGCCGUGUCAGCCUGCAGGACUGGGCCGUCUUCCAGAACCUCCUCGCAAAACCAGACGCCGAGUACGAAGUCAUCUUUCGCUUCUUCGACCGAAAUCGCACCGGCUAUAUUGACUUCGACAACUUCUUCGAGGUAUGGAAGGCUCACAAGGGUGAGGACAGCCUGCCCUUCAACUGGCUGUCCGAGUGGGCUACACUCUACAUUGGAGCCAAGGACAAGCGUCAUGUCAUGACAUACCCGCAGUUCGCCCAGAUGCUCCGGGGUCUCCAAGGAGAGCGUGUUCGCCAGGCCUUUAUACAUUUCGAUAAGAACAAGGACGGCUUCAUCGAGCCCGAGGAAUUCCAACGCAUCAUCCGCGAGACCGCCAGUCACAAGCUAUCCGACUAUCUCCUCGAAAACUUGCCCACCCUUUGCAACAUCUCCGCUGGGAGCAAAAUCUCCUAUGCUAACGUGCGAGCGUUCCAAAACAUGAUUCAGCAGAUGGACAUGGUCGAGCUCAUCAUCCGCAAUGCAGCCAACAAGAGCUCGGAUGGCAAAAUCACACGCACAGACUUCCUCAAUGAAGCAUCGCGAAUCAGUCGUUUCAAUCUGUAUACCCCCAUGGAGGCUGACAUUCUCUUUCAUUUCGCUGGGCUCGACGAACCGUCUGGCAGACUGGGUCUAAGGGACUUUGCUCGUGUCCUUGACCCCUCGUGGCAUACCGCGUAUUCCAUAGGGACCGGUGCUAUCGCUGAUGCCGGUCAGAAGGCCUUUGCGGGGACCAAGACAUUUUUCCACGACGUGCUCGAGUCGGUGCACCACUUUGCACUGGGUUCGAUUGCAGGAGCGUUUGGAGCGUUCAUGGUGUACCCCAUCGAUCUGGUGAAGACGCGCAUGCAAAACCAGAGGAGUUCAGCGGUCGGCCAGGUCCUCUACAAGAACUCACUCGAUUGCGCCAAAAAGGUGAUCAAGAAUGAAGGUUUCACCGGCUUGUACUCUGGUGUGCUGCCUCAGCUUGUUGGUGUGGCACCCGAAAAGGCUAUCAAGCUGACAGUGAACGAUCUGGUGCGAGGCAAAUUCACAGACAAGGCUACAGGAAACAUCUGGUGGCCAUGGGAGAUUUUCGCGGGCGGUAUGGCAGGUGGAUGUCAAGUGGUGUUUACCAACCCCCUGGAGAUAGUCAAGAUUAGAUUGCAAGUGCAGGGCGAGGUUGCAAAGACGGUGGAAGGUACCCCGAAACGGUCGGCCAUGUGGAUCGUCAAGAACCUGGGCCUCGUUGGGCUCUACAAGGGUGCCAGCGCGUGUCUGCUGCGCGACGUGCCCUUCUCGGCGAUUUAUUUCCCCACAUACAGCCAUCUCAAGAGGGAUUACUUUGGAGAGAGCCCGCAGAAAUCGCUAGGUGUGUUGCAAAUGCUGACGGCGGGUGCGAUUGCGGGUAUGCCCGCGGCUUAUCUCACGACACCGUGCGAUGUCAUCAAGACACGGCUGCAGGUGGAGGCUCGCAAGGGCGAGGCAAGCUAUACGGGGCUGCGACAUGCGGCGCAAACGAUAUACCAGCAGGAGGGAUUCAAGGCUUUCUUCAAGGGCGGGCCUGCACGAAUCAUGCGAUCGUCACCGCAAUUCGGAUUCACACUGGCGGGCUACGAGGUGCUUCAACGGACAUUCCCGAUGCCCGGGCAUGCGUCUGACGAGGGGACACAUGGACAUGUCGAACCCGGGGUGGGACUGGCCGAAGCCAAAGCGCCCCUUCCCUACUUGCGCAGCCGCAACGCGCUCAAGGUGAUUCUGGACCUGGACGAGAACUUUGGGCGACCGAGAUUACCAGAAGGAAAGAAAUGGACGGGGAUCCCAGGGUUCGGCGGCAAACCGCAAGCAUGAUGAAGCUGGGACGGGUUGAUUGAUAUUCUCUACGGCAUGGGGUGGCUACCAUGAUUGUGGACACGGGCACAUGCAGACGUACAUAUGUGGAGAGAAGGAGGAGAGAGAGAGAGAGAGAGAGAGAGAGAGAGAGAGAGAGAGAAAGACAGAGGACGUUGUUCAAAAGCGGGUGGGGCAGGUUUCGGCGUCCUGCUUGACCAUUAUCAUUUUUAUUUUCCCCCUCGAGGUCUUUGCUCCAUUCUGUCCGAAUGGCUCGCUUCC
Molecule: messenger RNA, 2697 nt
Organism: Periconia digitata
Lineage: Eukaryota; Fungi; Ascomycota; Dothideomycetes; Pleosporales; Periconiaceae
Source: the annotation of a GenBank genome assembly